AUGGCAGGCGCAGCCAAUAAGAGCCAGGAGGAUUCAAGUCAUUACUACGAUCAGUACCUUCCACAACUUCUCGAAAAUACAUUUGGUUCAACCUGGCUCGCUCCUUCCUCCUCCAAUGCUCUCCCGGCUUCGUCCCUCACAAGCAAUGUUCUCGAGAUCCUCUCUCUUGUCAAUUUAACAUCAUCUCACAUUGCUUUCUCAAAGCACAACAUCAUUGAUAUCACCCAAAGCCAUCACCACUCAUUUCUGGAUAUCACAAUCGACUCGUACCAACAUUCGAUACACCACCAGUGCAUGCUCACAUCCAAAGAGGCAUACGUAAGUCAUCUCUCUUCGGCGCGAGAACUAUGAGAUGAAAAGACUCACACAUUCUCCAUUAGGAACCAUGGAAGGCGGCUCACCAGGUGGAACACUUUCCCCGUCCGCCUCCCAACCACCCCCCGUCACAAUCUCUCCCCUCACCACCCCAUCACCACUCUCAAAACUUUCUUCCCGCCAAAGAUCACCGCAUUCCCACGAAUACGUCUACUGUCAUGAGAAAACAUGUCCACUCCAACAGGAAAUCCACUGCAUGUGCCUUAAGGAAUGUACAGCUGGAACAAAUAGCCAAAACAGCAGCAGGAGCAGCAGCUCUAUGGAUCAUCUUCCACCUCGCCAACAUGCACUAGCCAUCACAUACGAGAAGUUCCAAACCGAAACACCUUAUUUGGUGAAGGAUUCCCAUGUACCUCCCCCAGAUCCAGUUUCUGAUGAAGACUUGCCUCCCGAUUCCAGCAAUACGAAAGAUACGAAAAAUGGGGCCAUAUACUGGAGUCGCAAGAUUCUAGUGACGCUGAAGGACAAAGUUAUGCCAGCACUAAGUGGAACUGCGUUUGUGCCCUAUCUACCAGCAAAAGACAGGGGCAAAGGAGUUGAUAGAACGAGGACUUCGAGCACGGUAGCGGUGUAUGAGAAUUCUUUUGCCAAUACCCUGGUGGAUGAGCCUUAUCACCGAAAGCAAAAACAAGAAUGGAUCGAAGAUGUGGAUGCUCACUUGAAAAAGAGGAAGUUUUCAUUUAAUCUUCCCACUCUUGAUGGCGUUGCCUUCAGAGAUAUUGAUGAUUUUGGAAAUGUCAAACAGAGCGCAGAAUCUGCAAAGACUGGCGCGCCAGCUAUCUCUGUGGGAGGUCUUGUGGAUCAUGAGCCUAUCGACACUCGAUUCAUUGAGGAUCUUGACCGCAACGAAGAACCCCAAGAUUACAUGGCGGAAAGAGCAGCGGAUAAAGCCAAGCGGGAAGAGAUGAUGAACAAACUUCCGACGGUACACGAGCAUCAUGAAGAGACUCCUGUGGGGCUUACUGAAGAGAACAUCCCUCCACCCGCCAGAUUGGAAAGCAAUACUGCGUCACCAUGUAUUCCUGGGCCGUCCCGUAUGCCUAGUCUGCGUCUACCUUCAUCGAGACUAUCUUUUGGUUCGGAUCACCCUAGUGAAGAGCCAUUGACGGUUCCGAAUCCAAAUCCAAUCGCUUCGCAGGGUAACUCUCUGGAACGAUACCAUAGUAAAGCCGCAGAGCCACCACGCGGAGCAAACAAAACUCGUCGGGAUGCUAUAACCGGAGAUCUCGUAGACAUCAACGAUAUUAUCAAACCCGAUGAUGAGAAGUCGGAACAGGAAGAUGUGGGCAUCAAAGCUUGCGACCAACCAAGAAGAGUAUCAGAAUGGCUCAGAAAUGUGCCUAUGCCGCAGACCUGGAAGAAAAAACGCCAGGGAAGUACUCGGAGCCAUGCGACUUACGUUGGCCCGGACUCCUUGCCUGAUACUCCUACAAAUGAAUCCAAAUGUUCACAAAGUUCCACAAAGACUUCAAUGAAUUCGAUCAGACAGGCUCUGAAGGAGUGGAAACCAUUUCAACCCAGGAAGUCCCAAGACAAACCCGAUAGUUCUAGUGAUGAAAGUCCUAUCAGAGGGCGACCUCGACAACGUGUUGAUCGUUCUGCGAACGUACAGGUGAUGUAA
This is a messenger RNA of Hymenoscyphus albidus, 1996 nucleotides long. The record is from the annotation of a GenBank genome assembly. Lineage: Eukaryota; Fungi; Ascomycota; Leotiomycetes; Helotiales; Helotiaceae.